Messenger RNA from Copidosoma floridanum, 1700 nucleotides. It is a transcript of the gene or, whose product is annotated as AP-3 complex subunit sigma-2 or. Gene Ontology annotation, cellular component: AP-3 adaptor complex; membrane coat. The record is from RefSeq and is a predicted model, not a curated record. Gene Ontology annotation, biological process: intracellular protein transport; Golgi to vacuole transport. NCBI's taxonomy places the organism in Eukaryota, Metazoa, Arthropoda, Insecta, Hymenoptera, Encyrtidae.
UAUAUAUGUUUAUUGUUAACACACAUUUAAGUAAGUACUUUUGGACAGUUUGGACUCUUUUGGAGUAGUAUGAUAUUCAUAUGAAUUGUUAUACGAUUGUUGACUUGUCGUGUGUAACGUAGAAAUUGAAGUGGAAUCAAAUAAGACGUAUAGACUAUAGACAGAGAAUACAUAGAGAUAUAUUUUAUAUUCUCUGGUAUAGAUGCGUAUGUCAAAUUGUCAACGUAUGUACGUAUACCGUAUUAAAUUUUCUAAAUUUUUUAUAUAUAUGUCGCCGAGCUCUCGACAGACAUACCGGAGAUAAGUAGUGAGUAUAGUAUACUGUCUACUUAUACUCAUCUCUGGACAUAAGUACAUCUAAUACGACGAACUUUCGUUGUAAGUUGUAAAGGAGGUACCAAAACAAAAGUGUGCAUGUCAGUGGAAUAAGCUAUAGGAAUUAGGAACAUCAGCCGCUGGCAGGCGAAUGCUUAUUUGAAAACGCAAGUUUAAUUGUUGAGCCAAAAAAGGAAACAAUGUUUAGUGAAAGACCACAGCUAUGUUACAGUAAUCAAAAUCAUCAGUGUCAGAAGUCAGAAAUAUCAAAAUCCAUGCAGUAAUCUGUAAUUUCAUUCAUUUGAUUUGUGUGGAACAAGUUUCGACUUAACCUCACGUCUGCAACCUUACAUUUUUACAAAAUCUGUUGAUUGUCAAAAAAUGAUCAAGGCUAUUUUGGUGUUUAACAAUCACGGAAAGCCACGACUUUCCAAAUUUUAUCAAUACUUCAAUGAAGAUAUGCAACAGCAGAUAAUAAAAGAGACGUUUCACUUGGUAUCCAAGAGAGAUGAUAACGUUUGCAAUUUCCUAGAGGGAGGCAGCCUCAUCGGAGGCUCGGACUACAAAUUAAUAUAUCGUCACUAUGCGACGUUAUACUUUGUAUUUUGUGUAGAUAGUUCUGAAUCAGAACUCGGCAUUUUAGAUUUAAUUCAAGUUUUCGUCGAAACUCUGGACAAGUGUUUUGAGAACGUUUGUGAACUAGAUCUUAUUUUUCAUGUAGAUAGGGUGCAUUAUAUUCUCAAUGAACUGGUCAUGGGUGGUAUGGUGCUUGAAACAAAUAUGACUGAAAUAUUGAUGAGGAUCGAAGACCAAAAUAAACUGGAAAAACAAGAGGCUGGAAUUACAGCAGCUCCAGCGCGUGCAGUCUCGGCAGUAAAAAACAUGAAUUUGCCACAACAAAUAAAGGACAUGAAACUUCCGGAUUUACCUCAAGCAAUCAAAGACCUCAAAUUCUGACCGUCUGCCUCAGUGACAGGUUUCAGUUGACUGGCAGCAUCCAGGUACUUUCGCGAUGGGCUUGAACUCACAGGAAUGUACCUUUUGACCUUUGAUGACAGCGAAAGUACGCCCAUGAUACCUGACACGUCACUGCUUGUAUCGUCCUACACGUUAUCCCGCGAUUAUUAACGUUGAGACUCUUUUGUGCAAUUUUUUCGGCAUCGAACAAAGAAACAAAGAUUCACUAUCGAUUUUUUACUUAAAAUUGAACUCUUGUGGCAGAUGUAAUAUGAUAUAAAAAAAAUUUGUUUUAGUUUAUACUUGAUUAACUCGUGCUUUACGAAGUUAUUCAGUUAGAAAGUACGUUAAUAAUGUAAAAAUGAUUGUAUGAAAUAUUUGCUACUGAAACUUAUUUUUCUAUGUCAUUAGUAAAAUGCUUUUGAAUG